Durusdinium trenchii is the source of this 947-nucleotide messenger RNA. The record is from the annotation of a GenBank genome assembly. NCBI's taxonomy places the organism in Eukaryota, Dinophyceae, Suessiales, Symbiodiniaceae.
UGUGAAACCACGUGACACCCCCGGGUCAACCAGAUCUUUCCGGGUGGUCGCCUGAUGGAGCUUGAUGCGAGCCGCAGCCGUUUCAUACUCCAGAGUUGUCUCCUCUACUUCGGGAUGGCACAGAAUCAGAGUGGCUUGAACAAGGAGCUGGGCAUGUCUCAAGCUUUGAUUUUGUGUUUGCAUGUCCAGCAAAGGUUCACCUUCCACCAACAAGCAUGGGCGAAUGAGAGUCUUUCCGAUUGCCAAACAACUUGGUUGCUUACUUUGAGUGAACGCCCCUUUCGACUCGGCCGAGGUAGUAGCAACUUGAUCAUGGCCUUGGGUCUAGAGCCCCCAAGCGGCAAGCUCUUACUGGCAGCCAAGCGAAAGGCCGCUGCCCUAAAUGGGAGUCGACCAGCGCCAGUUCAAUUUGAAGCUGUGAUCAAACCGCCCCCAAGCGUGGAACCUGUGGGCCGCACGGAGAGUUUCAAGAAGCACUUGCUGUGCCAUCUGCCCAAGGACCAAGUUGAGCAUACCAAUCAGCAUGAUGCGCAUGAUGGAGGUGUCAACUGAUCGGGUAUGAAGGUUGGCGCACUGGGAGCAGAAUGGGUGCCAUUCAAUUGUCUCAGAAUGGGAGCAGAAUGUCGCACCAUCAGUGUCCAUGAAGUGAGACGGCCCAACAAUUGACAGACUUCAAGGCCCAGUGUGGUUUUGAUGAGCUUGGCUUGUUUGUGCCACUGGAUUUACAAAGAGGGAUUUCAAAUUGGAUGCUGAUGCGAACUCAUUCAUGUGCAGCUAUGUCCUUCCCCACAGGAGAGGUUGGCUGUGCCGACUCUUACUUUCGGGAACGCGAUUGUUUGAGCCUUUGGGAUGAUUUCGAAUGGCCCUUGCCACCAAAUCAGGCAAGCUUACCAUGAUGCUGUGCAAGGAUAUACUGGGCAUGUCUGGCACUAUUGGGACCCCUAAAC